GGGCGGCGGGGCUGGCGGAGGAACGAGCUGCAGCGGUGCCUCCGCAAGAAGCGGAUGGUGGGAGACCGGAUGUUUGUCGAUGACCUGCACAAGCUCAACAAGAGGAUCCGGUACUUGUACCGGCGCUUCAAUCGCACCGGCCAGCACCGCUAG
Molecule: messenger RNA, 153 nt
Organism: Chaetura pelagica (chimney swift)
Lineage: Eukaryota; Metazoa; Chordata; Aves; Apodiformes; Apodidae
Gene: MRPL51
Product: mitochondrial ribosomal protein L51
Exons: 1
Biological process (GO): translation
Cellular component (GO): mitochondrial large ribosomal subunit
Molecular function (GO): structural constituent of ribosome
Source: RefSeq, a predicted model, not a curated record